CUUCGAAGUUGGCUCAAAGUAGCCAACAAGCCUGGGCAAACAUGUCUGUGAACCAGGCCGUGCUUGAGGCCUUUCAACGCUUCGAUUUAGAUAAGAAUGGUUCGAUUAGCUUUGAGGAGCUUGUUCAAGUACUGAAGCUCUUAGACGAAGACGCGUGGGACGAUGCCAACAUCAACGCAUUGCUCGCACGGGCCGACAGCAACGGCGACGGCGCGCUGCAGGUGGUUGAAUUUUUGAACUGGAUCUUUGCAGAAAACGCCAACACCUUCGAUCUAGGCAAGAACUUUGAAGGAACCGUGGCCACCUCACUGGUGGUCUCUGGCUGCUCGCGCGACAUCAACGGCACUUACGUCCAGAAGCUGGGCAGUAGCUACAAUCACCGCCCCAUCUUCUAUUGCGCCGCUAGCAAGCGGCAUCUUUUCUACCACCGCGGCUACGGUCAAUGGUCAAUCUUCUGGAAGCCAAGUCAAAAGGCCACGGCCCGGCUAAAGACCCAGCGUGCGCCGCACAUGGCUGAAGAAAGCUGGGAGGUUUGGCAAAUUGGAAAGAAAGGCUUUGAAGAGGAGCCAGAUAUGACCUGCACACUAGAGAAGAAGACAGACGAGGAGCUGUUGGCCGAAGCGCCUAAAGGCGUCAAGGGUGGAGGCUAUGGGCAUUUCAAAAAGCAAGAGGAGCUGUUGAAUGGGCGGCCGGUGUACUUCAGUGCGGCGACGGACAACAUUGCGAGAAAACCUCUUUAUUUUGUUUAUGUCCAGAAGAAUUCAUGGGGGCUUGAGAAUGUGUGGAUGCUUUGUGAAGCGGCUGAGAAUGAUACCUAUGCCUGGCGCACAUCCGGGAAGACAUUUUGCUUUUCCCCUGAUCGAGCCCAUUGGCCCACGAGCUCUGAUUGGAAAGAGGCCCUCUAUGUGGAGGCGUUGUCGCUCAGUUUUGCAGAUCGAGGGGUGGAAGAAGGAUGGGUGGACCCCGCCUUUCCGCAUUCUGCAGAAAGCCUCGGAGGGACAUGCCAAGAGAUUGACGGGCAGGAGCCUGUGUGGCGGCGAGCACCUGCUCUGACUGUCAAUGAGCCGACGCUUUUCGGAGAAAAUACAGAGCCUGCGGAUAUUUGCCAAGGCCGCGUCGGAGAUUGCUGGCUGAUUGCUGCGAUUGCGGCUGUGGCGGAGUUUCCUCAUUAUUUGGAAGAUCAAGUUUUCGCGAGGAAGGAGCUCGCAGAGGAUGGGAAGUACGAGUUGCGUCUGUACGACCUCCACGCCGACAAGUUUGAUGAGAGGAGCACCUUUGUGGUGGAUGACUACAUUCCUUGCUUUCCUGGAACUUGGUAUGGGCCAGCUAGACCUGCAUUUGCAAACGGGACUGACAAGCUCUUCGCGCCAAUUUUGGAGAAAGCAUUUGCAAAGUAUUACGGAUCAUACUCAAAGCUGGAUGGCGGCGGCAGCACAUACGCUAUUGCGAUGAUGACUGGGGAGACACGCGGUCUCAACUUUGCAGCUUUGCAUGAGUACGACGACAAGAGCCACCGCUUUGAAGUCAUCAAGCAAGGUGGGCUUGCAGUCUAUCAAGAUAAGGAUCCUCAGAGCAAGAAGACAGGAGUUCUUCCUGAAGGCGUGACUUUGGAGAUUUGCGAAGUCCACGGCCAGCGCAUCAGCUUCGUCAACCCAGAGGGCAAUGAGAGCUUCCCCAACUCGGGUUGGAUCUCCAGCUAUGUGGCGGGCCGCCGGACGAUCAAGAUCACAGGUUGGUUUCGGUGGCAAAUGCGAGAGAACGUGGUCUCCUCCAUGGGUCAGAAGAUUGGUCAGGCGAAGCAGGUGGAUGACCCGUUUCGGAUGCUGGUAGAUUACGAUGCCCGCAACUAUCUCAUGACUGCGGGCAUUGUGGGUCCGGAAGCAUGGCGCCGGAAAUUUUACCAGGAUGGUCUUGUUACGCCGCACGCCUAUUCCCUGCUCAGCGUCAAGGAAGUCGGCGGGCUUCGCAUGGUGUGCCUUCGGAACCCUUGGGGACGCGGCGGCGGUAAGGAAUGGCUAGGUGGGUGGAAAGAUGGAGCUCAGGAGUGGAAAGCAAAUCCUCAAGUUGCAGAUGCGCUGGAAGUGGAUUUCAAAGCUGACGGGAUCUUUUGGUUGGAGUGGGAGGAUUUCCAAUAUCUCUUCAAGAGUUUCUACGUCUACCCCAAGGAGAUGCCGACGAAGCGCGGAGAUUUCAACCUCGGGGGGUCCAAGGAGCCCAUCACCCAGCUCGCAACCCCUUCAGAUGUUCCGCAACAACCGCGGGCGAAGGCAGAAGAUUCAACGAAUGCGGAAGCCGGCAGAGCUGAGAAGCCAGCGCGCCCCAGCCCGAAGGCCGAGGACGAGCCUACAUGGAACGAAAAGCAUCAGUGCAAUCAAACUUGGUGCUGAGACAUUUGACCGGCAUCGUUCGUCACCAAACCAGGGUUUCACCAGCAGCGAAAAGAUGCCAUUAUCCAUACAAAGCAAUUUGUUUUUUUGCCCGCUACUGCUGAUGUUUCACCUUCAGGGGCCCUAAAAAGGGUUCCUGCGAUUUGCGGUAUGUUGUUGUCUUAGGCACCACGCAAUCCAUGCGUGCUACCAGCGGUUGCCGCAAAAGUUUCUACCCUGCAUUCUUCU
Cladocopium goreaui is the source of this 2615-nucleotide messenger RNA. The record is from the annotation of a GenBank genome assembly. Lineage: Eukaryota; Dinophyceae; Suessiales; Symbiodiniaceae.